GCUAGGGGGCCCUUAGGGCAGGACUUAAACCAACGCUAGGCUAAGAUUCUACUUGUAUGUAACGCGGGGUUUUUCUGCACCUGCAGCCCUGAGUUUUUUGUUUCAAUCUUCCCCGGAUUUCUUUUCUUUUCCUUCAAUCCUCAUAGUGAUGGCGAGACAAUCAGCAUCGCCAUCCUCAUCCUCUACCCCCGGUCAUUCUUCUAGUAGCCCUCACAACAUACAAUGAAUCGGAACGGCUCCACAUAGUACUUCCGAACAGAUAUCCACUUCGACGUCGGGAAUAUGGACUCUCAACCAUCUCCCAGCCAAGAAAAACCGCCUAAACAGGCUUGUGAUAACUGUCGCCGGCGCAAGAUCAAAUGUUCCAGAGAGCUUCCGUGCGACAAAUGCCAACGUCUUCUUCUGUCCUGUUCCUACAGUGACGUGCUCCGACGCAAGGGCCCUAAGUUCCGCACUCUCUACCCUCUCGCCCCUAUACAUCCACUCGCAUCCCGUCCGCGUCCCCUCAGCAAAGAAUGGCUUCCUUCUGACACAGGGCCUUGCCAAUUAGCGCCCCCAUCUUCUCCGCCAUUUACGGUAGCGGAUGCCCAGUAUCCACAUCCCGACUUCUCGGAGUCGUUCGCUCGACUUCCACCGCCAGAGCUAGUCUCCUCUCCCGACUCAACCAACUCACUAUUCGACUCAUCCACCUUUAGCGCACUUCCGUUUGUGCGCCGUCUCUCGGCGCCUAUCCUUCUAGCGCAUAUCAAUGUAUUCUUCAAGUACCUGUUCCCCAUCAUGCCUGUCGUGAGACAGGAUCAGUUGCAGCAGGACUGCCACCAGCCGGAACGACUGUCCCCCCAGCGCUACGCUUUCCUUGCAUCUCUAUGCGCCGCCACGCACAUUCAACUGAAACUGGAUGGCGCAACGCCUGCCCCGGACUCAGCUUACGCGCAAGCCAGCAUCGAUGGCCAUCCAAUGAUGUCCGGAGAGGAACUAUUGGCCGAAGCCGUGCGCGCAAGGAAAGAAUGCGACGUAGUCGAUGAAAUCGGCAUGGAAAGUCUCCUCACGUCCUUCUUCCUCUUCGCUGCCUACGGAAACCUCGACAGACAAGACCAAGCAUGGUUCUAUCUCUGCCAAGCCACGUCCAUGGUCUUCACCCUCGGCCUGCAACGCGAAUCAACAUACGCCAAACUAAACGCAGAGGAGGCCGAAGAAAAAAGAAGAGUAUUCUGGCUCCUAUUCGUUACAGAAAGAGGCUACUCCCUCCAACAAGCAAAGCCCGUCAUGCUCCGCAACUCCAUCCACAAACCACAAGUCCUCUGCUCAGACGACCCAAUCCUAGCCUACGGCUUCAUCAACCUUAUCAACGUCUUCGAAAAGCUCAGCCCAACCCUCUACGACUGGGUCUCAGCCGGCGGCGGCACCGGUGGCGACGGCGACGCCUCCUCCAUCCAAUCCAGCCUCUCCAAGCAAAUCUCCCUGGAAGGCGUCUCCGAAAUCCAAAAAGUAGACAUCCUCAUCACCCAACAAUGGCUCCAGGCUAUGAUGUGGAAGCUCUCCAUGACCCACGCAACCCAGCCGGGCGCCCGCGACGACGCCGUCCUCCCCUUCCACCUCCCGGUCCUAGUCGGCAAGGCCGUAAUGGGCGUGAUAGGCGCCGCAUCCCAAGGCGCCGUCGACGCCCACGGCAUCGGAAUGGAACAAAAACUCUACGACCUCGGCACCUCCGUCGCAGACGUCUCCCGCUCCCUAAGCACCAAAGCCGCGCACCGGCUCGCCGAGUCAGCCGCCGACCCGCGCCAGCUCCUCUGGGGUAUCCUGAGCACGCUCAGUCGUAUCCGCGGCUCGCAAUCGUAUCUCUUCCCCGCGCUCGUAGAACAAUGUCGCGGCAUCCUCAGCUUCGAUUGCUCGCUCUCUAUCAGUGACUUUUUGCCCCCGCUUACGGCGGCGGUGCCUGCGGCGUCUAUUACGUGGCGGACGGAUGAGCAGGGGUUCGACCUGCUGGCGCUCUCUAAUGAGAUCCAGGCACAAGAGAAUGAGGCGGCGGAGGCGGUGGCGCAGAUUGUACCCGCGGGAAGGAUUCAAUCGGAGAUCUCGUUUUGAGAGGUUGGACGUGGGUUGGCUGCUUUUGGUAUUAGCGUAUAUAUGUUUGAGGUGCUUUUUGGGCGGCACCCGUCCUGGUAUAUAAGCGUGUCCUGAGCAUUUGUAUAUAGCCGGACGGAAAGGCGCAGGGGGGUGGGG
This is a messenger RNA of Aspergillus alliaceus, 2223 nucleotides long. Its product is annotated as putative C6 transcription factor (AmyR). Gene Ontology annotation, biological process: DNA-templated transcription; regulation of DNA-templated transcription. Lineage: Eukaryota; Fungi; Ascomycota; Eurotiomycetes; Eurotiales; Aspergillaceae. The coding region runs from base 283 to 2085 and encodes 600 amino acids. The record is from RefSeq and is a predicted model, not a curated record. Gene Ontology annotation, molecular function: DNA-binding transcription factor activity, RNA polymerase II-specific; DNA binding; zinc ion binding. The transcript is spliced from 3 exons.